Messenger RNA from Lagopus muta (rock ptarmigan), 5270 nucleotides. RefSeq names its product centrosomal protein 170 (gene CEP170). Gene Ontology annotation, cellular component: centriole. Gene Ontology annotation, molecular function: protein binding. The transcript is spliced from 19 exons. Bases 244 to 5175 code for a protein of 1643 amino acids. NCBI's taxonomy places the organism in Eukaryota, Metazoa, Chordata, Aves, Galliformes, Phasianidae. The record is from RefSeq and is a predicted model, not a curated record.
GGGCGGCGCCUGCGCAGCGCCGUGCCCGCUCUGCCCGUUAGCCGCUAUGUGCAGGGAAUAACGUUGCCGCGGUUGCCGGAGGAACGCGGAACGGAACGUCCCGCCCCGCCCCGCUCUGCGGGGCCGCCGGUUCAACGAGCACCCGGCACCACUACUACCAGCAGCGGGUCGACCCCGCGGCGCGGAGAGCCUCCUUGGAGGGGAUGACGUAGCUUUGCCAAGGAUUUAUCAGCUAAGCAGAAAAUGAGCUUAACAUCCUGGUUUUUGGUGAGCAGUGGAGGCACCCGCCAUCGGCUGCCACGGGAAAUGAUUUUUGUUGGAAGAGAUGACUGUGAGCUGAUGUUACAGUCACGAAGUGUGGACAAGCAACAUGCUGUACUUAACUAUGAACCUUCUACAGAUGAACACUUAGUGAAGGAUUUAGGUAGCUUGAAUGGGACAUUUGUAAACGAUGUGAGGAUUCCAGAACAGACAUACAUCACUCUGAAAUUAGAAGAUAAACUGAGAUUUGGAUAUGAUACUAAUCUUUUUACUGUUGUCAGAGGAGAGAUGAGAGUCCCUGAAGAAGCUCUUAAGCAUGAAAAAUUUACAAGCCAGCUCCAGUUAUCCCAGAAAUCUUCAGAGGCAGAAGGGUCAAAGCAAACCAUCUCCAAAAGCUCAGAGUCCAAAGAAACAGAGUCCACAGCUGAAGUGCACCACAAGACUACUGAAGCACUGAAAUCUGAAGAGAAAUCCAUAGAUCUUUCUACCAUGCCUCGUGGUACACCUUUAUAUGGACAGCCAGCCUGGUGGGGUGAGGAUGAAGCUGAUGAAAAAGGUGGUUGUAAACCAGAUAGCAAAGGUGAAGAAAAAAUGCAUGAGACGGCAGCUUCAGGAUGCAGCACAGAUGCCAAGCAAGCUGAGGAGCAAUCUGCAGCUGCAAGUGAAGAACUUUAUCCUUUCUGUAGGGAGCCAAGUUAUUUUGAAAUUCCUACAAAAGAAUUCCAGCAAACUUCACAGGUAGCAGAGAGCGCUAUUCAUGAAAUUCCAACAAAAGACACCCAAAGUUCCCAUGCAGCAAGCGCAGGACAUGCUUCCUUUACCAUUGAGUUUGAUGACAACACACCAGGGAAAGUAACAAUCAAAGAUCACGUGACAAAAUUCACGUCUGAGCAGCGCCACAAAUCAAAGAAGCCUUCUUCCUCCAGUGGUCAGGACCUGCCUGGGCUUCAGACUGUGAUGAUGGCCGCAGAGAGCAAGGUAGCAGAUUGGCUAGCACAGAACAAUCCUCCUAGAAUGAUCUGGGAUCCAACAGAGGAGGAUUCCAAAAGUAUUAAGAGUGACGUUCCAGUCUACUUGAAGAGACUGAAAGGGAAUAAGCAUGAUGAUGGUACACAGAGUGAUUCAGAAAAUGCUGGUGCCCACCGGCAUUACAGUAAGCGGGCAGCACUUGAAGAACACUUGAGGCACCACCAUGCAGAGUUGAAAAAGUCGCACCAGAAAGUCCAUUCCACAGAAAAGCAGCAAGAGCAAGCUGGUGUGAAUCAGACUGCUUUUAUGAUUGAGUUUUUUGAUGAGGACCAUCCUCGAAAGAGGCGUUCUUACUCUUUUUCUCAGAAUGUAGGAGCUCUGUGCUCAGAAUCCCCAUCUCCAACACCUCACGUGCGAGCUGAAAGAGCAAAACCUACAUCAGGAGAGAAAGCUGCCCCUUCCUGUGUGCAAGGUAGUUCAUCACAUCAUAGAGCAGCACACAGUGUUCAUGCAAAACUUUUAAAACAAAGAUCAGAAGAUCCCUCUGCUGCUUUACCUGUCUUUCAAGCUGCGUUGUUAAGGAGUUCAGGAAGCCUUGGCCAUAGGCCUAGUCAGAACCAGGAGAUGGACAAAAAGUUGAAAAGCCAACAUAUUUCUGCUGCUACUGAGAAGGACAAUGAGGAUGACCAGAGUGACAAAGGUACUUACACUAUUGAGUUGGAAAAUCCCAAUUCUGAAGAAAUGGAAGCCCGUAAAAUGAUUGACAAGGUAUUUGGAGUGGAUGACAGCCAGGAUUAUAAUAGGCCUGUUAUCAACGAGAACCAGAAAGAUUUAGUAAAAGAUUGGGCUAUAAAUUCUACUACAGUAGUGCUGGAAGAAAAAAGACCACAGAGUACAACUGGAUUUCUUGACACAGAGGAAGGUUCUACUGCACCUGGAAGUAAACGUUGGGUAUCACAGUGGGCUAGUUUGGCUGCCAAUCACACACGUCAUGACCCAGAUGAUAUCAGAUUGGAGUCACCUGUUCCUGCUGCUUUAGAGAACGACACAGAUAUCAGUGAAUCUGGUAUUUCCAUCAGAAGUACCGGUUCAGCUACUUCUGUGACCAGCCAAGGUGAGCGGAAGAGAAGGACGCUUCCACAACUUCCCAAGGAUGAGAAAAUGAGUGAAAGCUCCAGAACAAAAACUGCAUCUCAUCAGAGAUCAGAAAUAGGUGAAAAGCAGGACACUGAACUUCAAGAGAAAGAAACUCCAGCUCGUGCCUCAGAUACUGGCAGCAGAAGUAUAGCUAAGUCAAGCAGAACUGUGAAUGGUCUUUCACCCAAAGCAACGGGAGAAAAGGUUUUCUCUUUCCCUAGUUCUUCCAGUAAAGAGAGAGCUGAAACUGGCAGAGAAACUUCUGUGGUGAAACAAGCUCUAGCGAAAAUUCAACAAGAACGAAAGGAGCAAGGACACUGGACACCCACAAAAUGUGCUACAAACCUAGUUGAGAAAGAUAAGGAGGAGAUUGCUGUGUCACGCAAAACUUUGGAUAAUCCGGACAAAGCUCCUGGACAUGAUAAAGCAGCAAUGAAGUUAGCACAAAGUGAGGGAAAAAGAAGAAGAAAUGAGGAAAGUAUUAAAGGACAAAGUCCUAAAGCAUCAGGAGAAAAAAAGGAAUCUUCAAAACCUUUGGUGAGGCAAGGCAGCUUUACUAUAGAUAAGCCUAGCACAAAUAUACCAAUAGAGCUUAUUCCUCACAUUAAUAAGCAAAGUGGAUCUGCUGCCCCCUUAGCAUCUGCAAACAGAGUACGUGACAGAAGUGAUUCAAUGGACACUGAUUCCAGUCUAGAUACAACACUCAUUUUAAAAGACACUGAAGCUGUAAUGGCUUUCCUUGAAGCUAAACUGCGUGAGGAAAAUAAAACUGAUGAAGGUCCUGAGACUCCUAGCUAUAACAGAGAUAAUUCCAUAUCACCAGAAUCAGAUGUAGAUACAGCCAGCACAAUCAGUCUUGUUACUGGUGACAGUGAAAGGAAAUCCACACAAAAACGAAAGAGCUUUACAACCUUAUGUAAAGAUAGAUGUUCCUCUGGUUCCCCUUCUAAGGAUGUUGUAAAAUCCUCUGCAGCAAGUGCCAGAGAAAAGAUGGAAAAGAAAACUAAAAGUCGAUCUUCAGAUGGUGGAUCUAGAGCUGAUGCUCGCAAAUCUGUGCAAUCCAGUGGAAGAAUGAGACAACCAUCAGUAGACUUGACAGAUGAUGACCAAACAUCUAGCGUACCUCAUUCUGCCAUUUCCGAUAUCUUAUCAUCUGACCAGGAAACCUACUCUGGCAAAUCACAUGGAAGAGUUCCUUUUGCCUCAGCAGAUGAACUUUUGCAUUCUAAAAUGGAAGGAAAGUCAGCUAAAUCAAAAAGCUCUCCUGUCGUACUUGGACAAUCUAGUAAAUCUACCACUCUUCCAAGACCUCGUCCUACAAGGACUUCUCUCCUGCGCAGAGCACGACUUGGUGAAGCCUCAGACAGCGAGCUUGCUGAUGCCGAUAAAGCUUCAGUCGCUUCUGAAGUGUCCACUACAAGUUCUACGUCAAAACCUCCAUCAGGGAGGAGGAGUAUUUCCAGAAUAGACUUACUUGCUCAACCCCGCAGAACUCGACUUGGCUCUUUAUCAGCACGUAGUGAUUCUGAAGCGACAAUAACCAGAAGCACUGCUUCAUCUCGUACUCCAGAAGCUAUUAUCAGAAGUGCAAGGCUGACAUUAGCAGGAGAAAGUAAAGUUUCUGCUAGAACUCGAGCCAAUAGCAUUUCUCGACUUUCAGAUUCAAAAUCCAAAUCUUUGGCUUCAGCUCAUAAUUCUCCCUCAGUAAGUGCAAGAUGGAGGCGCUUUCCUACAGAUUAUGCUUCCACCUCAGAAGAUGAAUUUGGAUCAAACCGUAACUCUCCUAAACAUACCCGUCUACGUACCUCUCCAGCCCUGAAAACCACACGACUGCAGAGCACGGGGACAGCAACUCAAAGUAGCAAUGCUUUCAAGCACAGAAUAAAAGAACAGGAAGAUUACAUACGUGAUUGGACUGCUCACCGAGAAGAAAUAGCAAGGAUCAGUCAAGAUCUGGCUCUCAUCGCACGGGAAAUCAACGAUGUAGCAGGAGAAAUAGAUUCAGUGACUUCAUCAGGCACUGCCCCCAGUACCACAGUAAGCACUGCUGCCACCACCCCUGGCUCUGCCAUAGACACUAGAGAAGAGGUAGGAGAUCUUCAUGGAGAAAUGCAUAAGUUGGUUGACCGAGUAUUUGAUGAAAGUCUCAAUUUUAGAAAAAUCCCUCCACUAGUGCACACCAAACCACCAGAGGGGAACGGUCAGCCUAAUGAUGCCAGACCUCAGCUGCCAGAUGCCAUGGAUCCCCCAACAAUUACCCGAAGAAGGACUUGGAGCAGAGAUGAAGUUAUGGGGGAUAGUUUGCUGUUGUCCUCAGUCUUCCAGUUUUCUCGCAAAAUAAGACAAUCCAUAGACAAAACAGCUGGCAAAAUCAGAAUAUUAUUUAAGGACAAAGACAGAAAUUGGGAUGAAAUUGAAAACAAGUUACGAGCAGAAAGUGAAGUUCCUAUUGUGAAAACAUCAAGUAUGGAAAUAUCAUCAAUCUUACAGGAACUAAAACGAGUUGAGAAACAGCUCCAAGCUAUUAAUGCUAUGAUUGACCCCGAUGGCACCUUGGAUGCUCUGAGCAACUUGGGAUUUGCCGGCCCCAUCGUGCCAGCUCAGCCGAAGCAGAAGGCCAGUCCUGUUUCCCAGAGUGCCCGUCCCCAGGUGCAGCCAAACUGCCAGCCCGAGGCGCGGGCUGCCCGCCCUGCUGCCGGCCCUGCUGCCGCUGAACUGGGGACUGCUGAAUCUGAGCCAGAUUUCAGCAUACAUUUCAAUAGGUUUAACCCAGACGGCGAAGAGGAAGGUGCCACUCUGCAUGAAUGACAUCUCGCUGUUGGUAAUAACACCCUUUGUGUGGAAUGUCUAGAAAUGGAAGGAUUACAAUCUCGGUUUUAUAAUUAAAAAAAAAAAAACAAAAA